Molecule: messenger RNA, 13707 nt
Organism: Polypterus senegalus (gray bichir)
Lineage: Eukaryota; Metazoa; Chordata; Cladistia; Polypteriformes; Polypteridae
Product: ankyrin-2-like
Exons: 49
Coding region: 160-13401 (4413 amino acids)
Biological process (GO): protein localization to T-tubule; regulation of cardiac muscle contraction; signal transduction
Cellular component (GO): T-tubule
Molecular function (GO): protein binding
Source: RefSeq, a predicted model, not a curated record
CGGCGGGGGCGGCUGCUGCUCCAGUGACAGAAAGAAAAAAAAAACCCUUUGGCUGUGAGCCAGUGAGUGCCCUUGGCCAGAAGUCACCUGGAAUCUCGUGGUCCCGUUCCUCAAAAUCCGUGAAGGUUUUUGCUCUUCGUCCUUCACUGCUGCAAGACCAUGGCUCACGCUGCUUCACACAUUAAAAAAGCGAGGGAGCUGGAGGCAGCCCUCGACUUGAAAAACGAGAAGGAGAACGAAAAAGUGCGAGAACGGCGGAGGCGCUCCAGGGAGCGAGCCGAACGUAAACGCAAGUCUGACAGCAACACAAGCUUCCUGCGAGCUGCCAGGGCGGGCAACAUCGACAAGGUGCUGGAAUAUCUGAAGAGUGGCGUCGACAUAAGCACCUGUAAUCAGAAUGGACUCAAUGCUCUACAUUUGGCUGCCAAAGAAGGCCAUGUCGACCUUGUCCAGGAGUUGCUGGACAGGGGCUCUGCGGUGGAUUCUGCCACUAAGAAAGGAAACACAGCUUUGCACAUUGCAUCGUUGGCAGGACAGGCUGAAGUGGUGAAGAUUCUUGUGAAACGCGGAGCUGAUGUUAAUGCGCAGUCUCAGAAUGGUUUCACACCCUUAUAUAUGGCAUCCCAGGAAAACCAUUUGGAUGUUGUGCGGUACCUGCUGGAGAAUGGAGCCAACCAGAGCACUGCCACAGAGGAUGGCUUCACUCCACUGGCUGUUGCACUGCAACAGGGUCACAAUCAAGUGGUUGCCAUCCUCCUGGAAAAUGACACCAAAGGGAAAGUGCGUCUGCCUGCCCUUCACAUUGCUGCACGCAAAGAUGACACCAAGUCUGCAGCACUCUUACUUCAGAAUGACCACAACGCCGAUGUCCAGUCCAAGAUGAUGGUUAAUAGGACUACAGAGAAUGGAAAGAGUGGCUUUACCCCCCUGCACAUUGCUGCCCACUAUGGGAAUGUCAAUGUGGCCACACUCCUCCUAAACCGCGGUGCAGCAGUGGACUUCACAGCCCGGAAUGGAAUUACUCCUUUACACGUUGCGUCUAAACGAGGAAAUACUAAUAUGGUGCGCCUCCUUCUGGACCGCGGAGGACAGAUUGACGCCAAGACUAGGGAUGGGCUCACACCUCUGCACUGUGCGGCACGAAGUGGACACGACCCAGCUGUAGAGCUGCUUCUUGAAAGGGGAGCGCCGAUGCUAGCCAGGACCAAGAAUGGCCUUUCACCCCUUCACAUGGCAGCUCAGGGAGACCACGUUGAAUGCGUCAAGCACCUGCUCCAGCACAAAGCUCCCGUUGAUGAUGUCACAUUGGACUACCUGACUGCCCUUCAUGUUGCUGCUCACUGUGGCCACUACAGAGUCACCAAGCUGCUUCUGGAUAAGAGAGCCAAUCCCAACGCUCGAGCUCUGAAUGGUUUUACGCCUUUGCACAUCGCCUGUAAGAAAAACAGGGUCAAGGUCAUGGAGCUACUGGUGAAGUAUGGGGCGUCCAUCCAAGCCAUAACAGAGUCUGGCCUAACACCAAUACAUGUGGCUGCCUUUAUGGGCCACCUGAACAUUGUCCUGCUGCUGUUGCAGAAUGGGGCAUCUCCAGAUGUCACCAACAUUCGUGGCGAGACUGCCCUACACAUGGCCGCACGUGCUGGCCAAGUGGAAGUUGUUCGCUGCCUCUUAAGAAAUGGAGCCCUUGUAGAUGCCAGAGCUCGGGAGGAUCAAACACCUCUCCACAUUGCUUCACGACUUGGCAAAACUGAAAUUGUUCAGUUGCUGCUGCAGCACAUGGCACACCCGGACGCAGCCACCACCAACGGAUAUACUCCAUUACACAUCUCUGCCAGAGAGGGACAGGUGGACGUGGCCUCUGUUCUGCUAGAGGCUGGGGCUUCACACUCCUUGGCAACUAAGAAAGGAUUCACUCCUCUGCAUGUUGCUGCAAAGUAUGGAAGUCUCGAUGUGGCCAAACUUCUCCUGCAACGCCGUGCUCCUCCUGACUCUUCAGGCAAGGUUAUGUUGGAAGCAAAAAUGGUGAACGGCCUCACCCCACUCCAUGUUGCUGCACACUAUGAUAACCAGAAGGUGGCACUGUUGCUGCUGGACAAGGGGUCUUCACCCCACUCCACAGCUAAGAAUGGUUACACUCCACUCCAUAUUGCUGCUAAGAAAAACCAAAUGGACAUCGCCAGGACCCUCCUGGAAUAUGGAGCAGAAACAAACAUUCUAACCAAGCAGGGUGUGACGCCACUGCACUUGGCAUCCCAAGAAGGUCACCGAGACAUGGUUUCACUGCUUUUGCAGAAAGGUGCCAACAUCAACGUGACAACCAAGAGUGGAUUGACAUCACUCCAUCUGGCUGCUCAAGAAGACAAAGUUAAUGUGGCAGAGAUUUUGGCAAAAAAUGACGCAAAUCUUGACGCACAGACAAAGCUGGGCUACACUCCUCUCAUUGUAGCUUGUCACUAUGGGAACAUCAAGAUGGUGAACUACCUUCUUCAGCAGGGCGCCAACGUCGGUGCUAAAACAAAGAAUGGUUAUACUCCCUUGCACCAAGCAGCACAACAAGGUCACACUCACAUAAUCAACGUCCUGCUGCAAAAUGGAGCCAAGCCCAAUGCUGUCACAAUGAAUGGCAAUACUGCUCUUGCAAUCGCCAAGCGCCUGGGUUACAUCUCAGUGGUCGAUACUCUCAAGGUUGUAACUGAGGAGGUCACCACUACCACAACGACAGUGACUGAGAAACAUAAGCUGAAUGUUCCUGAGACAAUGACUGAGGUGCUUGAUGUUUCUGAUGAGGAAGCCCGUAGGCGAUACGAUGAAGAGCACUUUACAGAUGGAGAGUCAAUCGACUUGGAAGGUGAUGACACCAUGACAGGAGAUGCAGGAGAAUAUCUAAGGGCGGAGGACCUCCGGGAAUUGGGCGACGACUCUCUGCCUGGCCAGUAUUUGGAUGGAAUGAAUUAUUUAAGAUUCACUUUAGAUGGAGGCCGUUCAGACAGUCACGUGCCAAGCCUUCGGUCCUUCAGUUCUGACAGGUCCCACAUGAGCCAUGGAUCCUACCUAAGAAACAACGUCCUGAUUGAGGAUAUGAUCUCCAACCAACAGGUGUGCACUCUUGCCAGGGAAGCAGAAAAAGACUCUUACCGCUUGAGCUGGGGCACCGAUCAUUUGGACAAUAUAGCCGUUUCUUCUAGUCCCAUUCAUUCAGGCCGCUCCUCUCCAUGCCUUGAUCAUGACAAUAGCAGCUUCCUGGUUAGUUUCAUGGUGGACGCCCGUGGUGGAGCCAUGCGAGGUUGCCGCCACAAUGGAUUGCGGAUCAUCAUUCCUCCUCGAAAGUGCACUGCUCCAACGCGAGUCACUUGCCGGUUAGUGAAACGACACCGCUUGGCCACCAUGCCUCCCAUGGUGGAAGGGGAAGGCCUGGCGAGUAGGCUGAUAGAAGUUGGGCCAUCUGGAGCGCAGUUUCUUGGUAAACUUCACCUUCCAACUGCUCCUCCCCCUCUUAAUGAGGGAGAAAGUUUGGUUAGCCGAAUUCUGCAGCUCGGGCCUCCUGGAACAAAAUUUCUGGGACCAGUGAUCGUGGAGAUUCCACACUUCGCAGCACUGAGAGGGAAGGAGAGGGAAUUAGUAGUCUUACGGAGUGAAACCGGAGAAAGCUGGAAGGAGCACAUAUGUGAAUUCACAGAAGAGGAGCUUAACGAGAUCCUCAAUGGCAUGGAUGAAGAACUCGACACUCCUGAAGAACUGGAGAAGAAGCGCAUUUGCCGCAUCAUCACCAGAGACUUCCCACAGUACUUUGCAGUGGUUUCCAGAGUCAAACAGGACAACAAUCUGAUUGGACCAGAAGGUGGCGUCCUGAGCAGUACUGUGGUGUCACAGGUCCAAGCCGUCUUUCCUGAAGGGGCCUUAACUAAACGGAUCAGAGUUGGCCUACAGGCCCAGCCAAUGAGUAAUGAGGUUGUGAGAAAGAUUUUGGGCAACAAAGCAACAUUUAGCCCUAUUGUCACCUUGGAACCCAGAAGAAGGAAAUUCCACAAGCCAAUCACUAUGACAAUUCCAGUUCCUAAAUCUUCCACCGACGGAAUGAUGAAUGGAUACGGGGGAGAUACUCCAACACUCCGACUACUAUGCAGUAUUACAGGUGGUACAACUCCCGCACAAUGGGAAGACAUCACAGGAACAACGCCAUUAACAUUUGUUAAUCAGUGUGUUUCCUUCACCACUAAUGUAUCGGCAAGGUUUUGGCUAAUAGACUGCCGACAGAUUCAGGAGUCUGUAACUUUUGCCACACAAGUGUACAGAGAGAUUAUAUGUGUACCCUAUAUGGCCAAAUUUGUAAUCUUUGCCAAAUCCCAUGACCCCAUUGAAGCUCGGUUAAGGUGCUUCUGCAUGACCGAUGACAAAGUAGACAAGACACUGGAGCAGCAGGAGAACUUCACAGAGGUGGCCAGAAGCAGAGAUGUGGAGGUGCUAGAAGGAAAACCAAUAUAUGCAGACUGCUUUGGCAAUCUCGUUCCAUUAACAAAGAGUGGUCAACAUCACCUGUUCAGUUUCUACGCCUUCAAGGAAAACAGACUUGCACUUUUUAUCAAGGUCCGAGACAGCACUCAAGACCCCUGUGGGCGCCUAUCAUUCAUGAAGGAACCAAGAUCCUACAGAGGCUUGGCACAGCACGCCAUUUGUAACCUGAACAUAACGCUACCUGCUUACGUGAAGGAAUCUGAUUCGGAUCAGGAACACGAGGAUGAGACCAGCAAGAGUCAUGAGAAAUAUGAUGAAGACACUGAAUCCACUGAUACCUCUGCACUGAAAACACACUUAAUUCGGGACCCCCCAGCACUAGCGAGCCCUGACAUUCUCUCAGAAGUGUCUGAAAUGAAGCAGGACUUGAUAAAGAUGACUGCCAUUCUAACAAGUGACGCCACAGAGAAGGCGAGCUCAAUCGAGCGGGGCACUCUAGGAAAGGGUGCUGAGGAGGUACCAGGAGAGCCAUUUGAAAUUGUUGAAAAAGUGAAAGAGGACCUGGAGAAAGUAAGUGAAAUUCUUCGAGGUGGUCCUUACCUGAGCAAGAAGGAGAGACGAAAGGAAGAUAGUGACAGAAUCACAGCUAGACAGGAAGAGGAAUGGGAGCUCCUCAGCGAUGGAGAAAUUGAAGAAGCCCGAACAAGGGCUCCAAAGGAAGUUUAUGAACCUGCGUUCAAGGAAGUUAAACUUGACAGAGGACAUGUUCCAAAAAGUUCUGUCAAGGACAUGUCUGGCAUGGUGUCGUACCUAGAUAAUGACCUUAAUGAUUACCUCUUUCAGCAGCCCUUGCCUGCCAUUGUUGAACCUCAAGAAGAUAUAGUCCAGGAAAGAUGUACAGAGGUGUACAUUAAAAGGGAGGCUGAAAAGAAGCGUGAACAUUCUUCUUUACAGGAGGGCAAAAAGACGUCUCCAGGGAUCAAAAAACCAGUUAGGAGAAAACUGAAAGAACGAACAAAAGCUUCGACCGAAGAGGCACAUGUGCACGAAUCGGAGUCCGAUGUUUCUCGCUUUAGUUCCGAAGAGUCUUUGGAUGAGGACGUCAUUUUGGCCACUUCUCCAACGCCAGCUCCCAUUAAGGUUUCUCCUGUGGUCGAGGAGACUCCCAUAGGAUCAAUUAAAGAAAAGGUAAAGGCUCUUCAGAAGAAGGUGGAAGAGGAACAAAAGGGAAGAAGGCAAAUGCCCAGCAAGAUUCCAAAGAAAGAAGAGAGGACAGUCUCUCAGGAUAAACGAGAAUCGCAGCAACAGACGCACAAAGUACAAUCUAGCUCAUCCGAAAGGCUGGAGGAGACCAUGUCUGUAAGGGAACUAAUGAAGGCUUUCCAGACAGGGCAAGACCCCUCCAAAAGAAGGUCAGGGCUCUUUGAGCACAAAUCUGCUCAGUUAUCAGGUGAGCAAUCACAGUCAGCAGACGUGACCCAUAAAGUUCAAUGCCAGUCAUCCAUGGUAGCCACACAGAGUAAAGAACACACGUCCGAACCAUUGACAGUAACCCACAGACAGACAUUUAGCACACAUUUAGAGUCUCUCUCAACCACAAGUACUACAGGCGCUCAUGAUGGUCCAUCAUUAACCCAUACAAAGUCAGACAGCAUUGACUCUAAAAGCCUUCUGAAACGGGAGGAAAUGCAGCAUGCCCAAGGGAAAGUUGCCAACCCAAAAGAAGGGGGCAUUCAGAUGGGUAAAGAGCCCAUCAAAGACGUGGAAAUGGGACACAAACUAGAUGGAGAUCUCACUAGGAUCAAUGGAGAUGAUCAAUAUCUGGAAAAAGUGGCCACGAGUAGCACAACCCAUGACUUAAAUAUUACACUUUCCGCAGACUUCGCUAAAGAAGAAAUCGCAUUACAGAAUGGGGUCCUUGAUGACAGCUCUGAAAGCCUCAAACAUGAGGGGGCAGCAGAUUCACCAAGUAUCAGCCUAGGUGAUGGAACACCUCAGAUCAGCUCAGAAGAAAGUUAUAAACAUGAGGGCUUGGCAGAGACUCCAGAGACAAGCCCAGAAAGCUUAUCAUUUUCUCCAAAGAAACUUGAACAGCAAAUCUUAGAAAGAGCCAAGCAGACAGGUCCAGCUGGAGCUGUUCACGAAAGGGACUCUUCUGCUAGAGUUUCCUUCAUGACUUUGUCUGAAACCCAGCUCCAAGAGACCGAGACCGAGUGUCGGUCAAUUGAUGCAGUUGUGAUGUUGGCAACAGAUGACUUCGAGGGUCAAAGGACAAGUGAGUCAACAUUUGACACCGAGAAGGAACGGCGCAUAGUCCAGGAAGAGCACAGACCUCGAUCUGAUUCACGGAGGGUGUCAGACACAGUCGACACUCUUUUAAACCCUGAGGAAGAUGACGCUCCAGUGCCUGAAGGGAAGAGCGUAGCAGAGCCACCCAUUUCCCUAAAAACAGAAAGCGAUUACUUGUAUCGCCAUGAAAGCUUAGAUUUGCAACUCUGCCAGCACGAAUCGGAAGGCCUCAGCCCUGUUGCCGAUGAUUCUUUGACAAUCAGUCACAAGGAUUCUUUAGAAGGUAGUCCCGUUCAAGAGGACAAUUCCUCCCGUAAAACGCCAGAUUCCAUUGAGCCAAGUCCCACUAAAGAGUCUCCUUGCCGAGAUUCUUUAGAAAACAGCCCAGUGGAUCAAAAAGCAAGACCAGCCUUUCCACCAGUGGAGCCAACUUGCCAGACUGUACCUUUAAGAACUGAUUUCCCUUCAGAGAUUAUGAGGAAUAGACUCCUCCGAGACCCCGAAGGCAGUGCUGAUGACGAUAGCUUAGAACAAACGUCGCAAAUGGAGAGCUCUGGAAAAAGCCCCCUGUCACCCGAUACCCCCAGCUCAGAAGAAGUGAGCUACGAGGUGACCCCUAAAACACCUGAAGUGCAAGUUUUGUCCGUGCUAUCAAAACCAUCUCCAAUUCCUGAAGAUGCCGAAGAAGCAGAAGAUGAUGAUGAUUCCUCAGAUAGCAGCGAACCAAAAAAGAAAUUUACACCUGAAGAAGAAAUGUUUAAAAUGGUAGCCAAGAUUAAAACAUUUGAUGAAAUGGAGCAAGAAGCAAAAUGUAAGAAAGAUGUCAAAAAAGACACCAAACAGGCUGAGGGGAUUUGCACCUCUGGUCUUGGAGAUGACUGUGAUAUCCAAGUGCGAGUCAUCUCUUACCAUCGUAGCUCCUCUGACAGCGACUCGGAGGUCUCUCAUCUUACAAGCUCGGCUGACUCACAUCUGUUGGGUGAACCCCUUAUUACGGUUCAGCCUCCUUCUCCUCUUCCUCCCGGUGCGGGCGACAGUUCGAGCCCAGAAGAGUUUGACUUGGAGCAAUCCUUACCUCACAGUAAAACUUCAGAAAUCAGUGGAGCAGAGCAGAGCUUAGGUAGUGAAGGACCAUGUCAAACAGGUGGUAGUUUUAGCUCAAUUCAAGAAGAUGCCGGGUUCAAAAGGGAGUCUUUGAUAACAGAAGUGGAAAGCAAAACUCCUGCUCAGUCUGCUGACAUAUUACCAGAUCAGAAGUCUGCUUGUGAAACGGAGUCUGAGGUUCAGUCCAAAAUAUGUGGCUGUGAAUAUUCCCUUGUAACGGAUUCAUUGGAAUAUGAACAGAGCCAAGAAACGGCAGAGGUGACAAGUCCCUACGAUAAUGUUGCACUGGAGCAGUUACAAGACACUUAUGAUGUCACUGAUACCCCAGCAGGAGUCAAUGUAACCGAUGAUGUCAAGGGAGAAAUGAUCAGAAGGUCCAAAGCACCAGCCGGAGAAAUCGAUGGUGACUGCUCCGAGUAUUAUUCACAACUUGACACUGAACUGUGUCGUGGGCCAGAGAUUUGCAUUUCGGAUGAAAGACCGGCAGACGACAGAGAGGGCUUGAGUCGCACGACUCAGUCCAGGGGAGUAUCGGCAAAAGUUGAAAGUGAAGUAGAUUCUUGGAGUGCCAUACGAGAGGAUGAUGAUGCAUUUGCAGCAAGAGUCAAGGAAGAAGAGCAGAAAAUAUUUGGUUUAAUGGUCGACAGGCAAUCCCAAGGACUCACUCCUGAUACAACUCCCGUUAGAACGCCUACGGAAGAAGGAACACCCAGCAGUGAGCAAAACCCAUUUCUAUUCCAGGAAGGCAAAUUGUUUGAAAUGACCAGAAGUGGGGCAAUUGAUAUGAGCAAAAGAAGCUACGCGGAUGAAGGCUUUCACUUUUUCCAAAUUGGAGACCAGCCGGUUGAAGAAGACUUACUAGAAGAAGAUGAAGAAGAAGAGAAGGAAAUGCCCAACAAAGGGACCCGUCCUUUAGAUGAAGACGGGUUACCCAGUGAGAGAGUGAGCAGUGACGUCAGCCAUGUCUACCUACCAUCAGAAGUUUCACUUUCUGAAUCCUGUUCUAAAUCUGAGGGCAGUGAGGACACUUCAGAAUGCGGCUCAAGUUCUCCAACAGCAAAAUCAAGAAUCCCAAUUAAAAUGGGAAUUUCGGCUUCGACCAAAAGUAUAAAAAGUGUCCCCCCUUCAGCUGAAUCAACAGAGGUGAAUCCCAUGUUAGAUGAUGAAUCUGUAGACGAGUGUCUCCUUGUUUCAGAGACUUCCAUUACUAAUGUCCAGUUAGACUUUUCCACUGUCACCAGGUCUGUUUAUGCCGAACAAGAAGAAGAAUCUUCAGAUUCUUCCCCGGAGGAUCAGCGGUCUGUGAUCGAAAUCCCUACGGUGGCCUCAGAAAGCGUUGCCCUCUCCAAUGCAACCCCUGAAACUUUGGACAAAGAAGGCUCUUCUGAACCUUCCCACACAGCAUCUUUGUCAAGUGACCUUUCUAUGCAACCUGUUUCACACGUGGAUGGUCAUAAAGAGGAAUCUGAAGAAGAAGAAGAAACUAAGCCCAAAUCCAAAAUACCUGUCAAAUCUGGCACCACCAAGGCAGAACACACUACUCAGCCUGUGGUUAAGCGAGCCGAGUCUCUUAAAGGUGCUGAAAAGAAGUGCAAAUUGCCGGUCAAGCAAGACCAGAGGAGUAAAUCCGAAUCGGACGCAGCAGUAGCUAGAGAUGCAAAAUCCAGACAAACUGUCAAAUCCAAGAGAUUAUCAGAAGCAGAAGCAUCUACUGUUCAUGAAGAUGUGAAGGGCGAAACAGAAUGCGCCGACAGUCUAAAGCACAAGGCGUUUCCAUCGAAACUCCCAAUAAAAUUAAAGUCGGCCCAAACAGCCCAGGAGUCCUCGUCGGGCAAAGAGAGCAAGGAGCGCUUCUUUGAACUCUACAAACAUUCCAUAGAAUUCUUUGAAGAGAUAAGCGAUGAAGCAUCAAAAUUAGUAGAAAGGUUAACUCAGGCGGAGCGCGAGCAAGAAGCCGUCUCCGAUGACGAGAGCAGCACUCUGGACGGCUCGGUGAUUGAAAACGAGCCGCUGUUUGAAUCUCAGAUUCCGCUUCCUGAAGACAUCUUUGACAUGAGACCCAUCUGGGAUGAGUCGGUUGAGACUCAGAUUCAACGCAUUCCUGACGACAAUGUCCGCGACCGACAUGAAGAUCCUCAAGAGGACGAAGAGCGGAGUAAAGAGCGGUUGGCUGUCAUUGCCGACCACCUGGGCUUCAGCUGGACAGAACUUGCACGGGAACUGGACUUUACUGAGGAACAGAUCCAUCAGAUAAGAGUUGAAAAUCCCAACUCAUUACUGGACCAAAGUCACGCCCUUCUGAAACACUGGAUGGAACGAGACGGCAAACAUGCAACAGAAAAUAAUUUAAUCCAGACGCUUACUAAGAUUAACAGAAUGGAUAUAGUUCACCUUAUUGAAACAUCAAAUAUUCACCCUGCUCAAGACCAGACGUCCCGCACCUAUGCGGAGAUUGAGCAGACUAUAGCACUGGACCAUAGUGAAGGAUUCUCUGCACUCCAUGAAGACAUCUACAGCCCAAGAAGUAUUCACCAUGUAGGAAGCACAGGCACUGAGCGGCCUCCUUCAGAUCAUCAGCCUCCAAUGGUGUCAGAGGAAGACGUCUCCAUAAGCUACUCCAUGCCUCAAGAAGCGGCCCCCAGAACGGACGCCGAGGUUUCUGUCGCAGAGCUCUUGAGGCAGGCACAGAGGGAGAAGCUGCAGGCAGAGAUGGAUGGGAAACUGGAAACUCUUUCAGAGGCCUCCUCUAUUCAAAGACACGAAUACACCUCCAUCCCAGGAGCAGAAGAGAGAUCCCAUUCAACGCCGGUCAAAGAGGAGACCCAAUCAAUGACUCUGGCCGAGUACAUGAGAGACCAUGGUGAACAAGUGAGUUCUGUUUUGUCUGAGCUGAAAACCCUUGACCCAGAACAGAGUGGGUUCAUUUCUGUUGACAAAGAGCGCGAUCACAAAGUGGCGUCCCCAGAAUACAAAGAGCCCGUGUCAAGUCAUUUGUUGGUUUUCCCUGAGCACUUGCAUUCCUCUUCACAUUGUGUAGAACUCGAGCCCGACUUUCAAGAAUUUCCCGUAGAGUGUAGUUUGGUUUCCCCUGAUCACUCUGAGACAAUGCGUAAUUCCCAAGAAGCUGACCUUGACUUUGAACACGUUGAGCGUGCGCACAGUGAAAGUAACACCGAGUGCCACGGAGCUUCGCUUGACAUGCAGACAUCUAAGCCUGGUUUCAAUCAGGAUGCUUCUGACCAAAUAGAGUCAUUUUCUGAGCACAGAAAUCAAAUUUUUAACCUGCAGGAAGUCACUCCUGACUUCACAUUGGUUCAGUCCUUCUACAAAGAAACCAAACUUGAGUGUGACGAUCCUGCUGCUCACCUGGAAGAGUCUGCACCAUGUAGCCAAGGGGCUACCGUUGAUCAUGAAAAACCUAGCCCAGAGAGCAAGGCCAUUGUUGUUGUUGAUCUUCAAGAAUACAGUCUAGAUUAUAGAGCAACCGAUGAUGGCAGUAUGGAGAACAUGAAACCUGGUGUGGAAGUUCAAGAGCCAAUUUUAGGUUACAGCUAUCUUCAUACUGAUAACGAGGAGCUUACUUUUGGCCAAAGAGAUCCUGAAUUUGAGCGAAUGAACUCUGAUGACAGCAUGAGUGAUUAUGCUCAUGACAUCAUAGAAUCUAUUCCAGAUCCCACAGAUGCUGAUUCCAUCCUCCAGGCACACACUACAACAUGUGGAGAACUUGUGUUAGACUUUAAUAAGCCUAUAAUUGAUUAUGAAGAUAAUUCUAGUCAUGAAGAAUUCACACCUGAUACAGAAGAAGUGGUGCUCAAAAUCGAAGAACCUUGUCUCGAUUAUAGAGAGGAUGAGACCUUCAGUGUUGUACCUGCGUGUGUUCAGAAAAGUGAUCAUUCUGAUGUUGAGAUUUAUGGAGGGGUCGAUUCUACCCACAAGGAAAAUACCGAAGUGUGGCAAGAUGUCUGUGAAGCUAGUGUAGACCAAACCCACAGCACACUUACAUGUGAAAUUGUUGAUGCAAUCUUCAAUCUCCAGGACCAUGAGCUUGAUAAGGAAGAGGUGGGCUUGAAGCAUCAGAUUCUGACAUUAGAUGAGACAGAGUGUGGGGCUGACAUUCAAGCAGCACCUUCAGACUCCAGUAGCGUGGUGGUUGUCAGCGAGGAGCAAAACCAGGAAUGCAAAGAUCAUGCGUUUGAACCUGACGGACCUUCCACUGACUCUAAAGUGCCUGACAGUUCUGACUUAGACAAAGACUCUGUCUGUGAGUAUAUGUCUGAAACUCGGGAAACAGCUGAUAGUAGUGAAGCAGAGUCGUACAAAACAAGCCAGGGAGAAGAACAUCUAUUUUAUUCCCAAGACUCUGAAGACAUUAAGAUUUGUACUGCCCUAGAAGACAAUAAUGAGCUAACUGGGCUCGUGCAACUCGAUAAUAAAAACAGUAUGGCUUCCAUUGUCCACGAGAGACCUGAAGCUGAUGACAAAGAUCUUGCUCUGAGUGAUCAAGAAUCUCCAUUUGAAAUGCAAGAUGUUAGCACUUUUGGCUACAAAGAACAAGAUCUUAACUUCCUUGGACGUUCAAGUGAUGACAGAAAGGUUGAUUUUGUAAGUAGUGCACCUGCCCCUCAAAACAAGGAGGUCGUGCUUGACUUCCAAGGAGCUUCUCCUGAAAAGGAGGAUGUAAACAUUGAACACACAGAGUGUGCGUCUGCGCCUGAAGAAUUACGCUCGGCGGAUAGCCUCCAAGAUCUUAAAGAUGCAUCCCCAGGAUACACGUGGAUACCCUCUGACUACAGAAGUCUGUCUCCUGAGUCUGAGCAGUCGUCUCCUGAUUCUCAGGAGCAUGGACUUGAUCAUGAAGAGAUUACUCCACAAGAGAGAGAAUAUUUCCAACAGUACCAAAAUAUCCCAUGCUAUGACGAUCAAAAACAGCACAGCCCUGCUCACGUCGGGGUAACCUGCGACCAAGACGAACCUCCUUCAUAUCUGAGGACGCCAAGCCCUGACGACAAGGACUCCCCCACUUUUACAGAUUUCACUCCCCAUCACACAAGGCCUGCUUUUGAUUUUUCUUGGGUUGCCUCCGGUGACAGAGGGUCGUUCGUCGGUAACAGAUGGUCCGCUCCCAAAAGUGCAUCCUCAGUGGUGGAAGAACAUGAACCAGCUCCCAUCAUCCAGGAACCCGAGGACGUACAGAUCAGUCCGGAAACGGCUGCAUCCCCCAUUCCGGGUGGCCCCACUAUUAUAGAGUCCUCUGUAGGCCAGUCUGAGAAGUUAAGCAGAUACCUGGAUGAUGAAUCACUGGAAAGGGAAAUAGCGGAGGAGCUAGGGGAGUUGGAGGAUAGCUCAGAUGAAGAGGAGGUGCUAACGACAAGGGUCAUCCGGCGCAGAGUUAUCAUCCAGGUAUUCAACUGCAUGCUUUGCUGCAACUGCAGACGGGUUUGCUUUUUGCUUGUUGCUCUGCAGGGCAUGCCAGGUUUACCAGCCUCUCCAUCCACCUUUAUUCACUCCCAUCCCUCCUUCUAUAGAUCAUGGGUCUCCUUCGUUUUGUGUGAAUAAAGCAUGAGUCCUAGAGAACAUCUUCUUUCUUCAUGAUUGUUAUCAGCAUGUUGUUCAUUUGGUAUGUGUGUGUGUUUUGUUAUUUUUUUGUUUUGUGGUUUUUCUGUUGGAUAAGGCAGCAAUGCCAAAUCCCAUCCCUGCUCUGUUUGUAGUAUGACCUUAGCUGCUGUUCUGGCCCUUAUUAAUAUAAGAAUAAGUCCCAAAUGACUACCUGAGCUAUACAACACAGUUACGCUUCCCGAAUGUGGUACACGUUACCUUAGAGGGUCAAAGGACAGUGGGGUUGAAACUGGAUGAGAAGGCCUA